This is a messenger RNA of Pelobates cultripes (western spadefoot toad), 11766 nucleotides long. Lineage: Eukaryota; Metazoa; Chordata; Amphibia; Anura; Pelobatidae. The record is from the annotation of a GenBank genome assembly.
GGCGCAGGCGCAGUUCGCAGCGCAGACCGGGCAGCGCAGGCGCAUUGCGCGCCGCUGAGUCCAUUUCCUCUGAGGGCGCACGUCGUGUGCGUCAUACGUGACCCGGCAGGUGGGCGGCGCAGGUUUGACCUAGAGCAGCGGCCGGAGGAGAACAUGGCAGCAGCAGGAAGGCUCUCAGUGAAGGUAACACCCGAGACCCGGGGAUAGAGGGAGACAGAGGGAGAUAUGAAUUAUCCUGGCUGGCAUUAACGCAAAUUAUCCAGACUGGCAUUAACGCAAAUUAUCCAGGCUGGCAUUAACAUGAAUUAUCCAGGCUGGCAUUAACAUGAAUUAUCCAGGCUGGCAUUAACAUGAAUUAUCCAGACUGGCAUUAACAUGAAUUAUCCAGACUGGCAUUAACAUGAAUUAUCCUGGCUGGCAUUAACAUGAAUUAUCCAGACUGGCAUUAACACGAAUUAUCCAGGCUGGCAUUAACACGAAUUAUCCAGGCUGGCAUUAACACGAAUUAUCCAGGCUGGCAUUAACACGAAUUAUCCAGGCUGGCAUUAACACGAAUUAUCCAGACUGGCAUUAACAUGAAUUAUCCAGGCUGGCAUUAACAUGAAUUAUCCAGACUGGCAUUAACAUGAAUUAUCCAGGCUGGCAUUAACAUGAAUUAUCCAGGCUGGCAUUAACGCAAAUUAUCCAGGCUGGCAUUAACGCAAAUUAUCCAGACUGGCAUUAACAUGAAUUAUCCAGGCUGGCAUUAACAUGAAUUAUACAGGCUGGCAUUAACAUGAAUUAUCCUGGCUGGCAUUAACAUGAAUUAUCCAGACUGGCAUUAACACGAAUUAUCCAGGCUGGCAUUAACAUGAAUUAUCCAGACUGGCAUUAACAUGAAUUAUCCAGACUGGCAUUAACAUGAAUUAUCCAGGCUGGCAUUAACACGAAUUAUCCAGGCUGGCAUUAACACGAAUUAUCCAGGCUGGCAUUAACAUGAAUUAUCCAGGCUGGCAUUAACAUGAAUUAUCCAGGCUGGCAUUAACAUGAAUUAUCCAGACUGGCAUUAACAUGAAUUAUCCAGGCUGGCAUUAACAUGAAUUAUCCAGACUGGCAUUAACACGAAUUAUCCAGGCUGGCAUUAACAUGAAUUAUCCAGACUGGCAUUAACAUGAAUUAUCCAGACUGGCAUUAAUAUGAAUUAUCCAGGCUGGCAUUAACAUGAAUUAUCCAGGCUGGCAUUAACAUGAAUUAUACAGGCUGGCAUUAACAUGAAUUAUACAGGCUGGCAUUAACACGAAUUAUCCAGGCUGGCAUUAACACGAAUUAUCCAGACUGGCAUUAACACGAAUUAUCCAGGCUGGCAUUAACAUGAAUUAUACAGGCUGGCAUUAACACGAAUUAUCCAGGCUGGCAUUAACACGAAUUAUCCAGGCUGGCAUUAACAUGAAUUAUACAGGCUGGCAUUAAAGGACCACUCUAGGCACCCAGACCACUUCAGCUUAAUGAAGUAGUCUGGGUGCCAGGUCCUUCUAGGGUUAACCCAUUUUUUUAUAAACAUAGCAGUUUCAGAGAAACUGCUAUGUUUAUGAAUGGGUUAAGCCUUCCCCCUAAUCCUCUAGUGGCUGUCUCAUUGACAGCCAGUAGAGGCGCUUCUCACUGUGAUUUUCACAGUGAGAGCAAGCGUCCAUAGGAAAGCAUUGAUAAUGCUUUCCUAUGAGACCGGCUGAAUGCGCGCGCAGCUCUUGCCGCGCGUGCGCAUUCAGCCCAGGAGGAGGAACGGAGGAGGAGAGCUCUCCGCCCAGCGCUGGAAAAAGGUAAGUUUUUACCUCUUUCCCCCUUCCAGAGCCGGGCACUAUAGUGCCAGGAAUACGAGUAUGUUUUCCUGGCACUAUAGUGGUCCUUUAACAUGAAUUAUCCAGGCUGGCAUUACCAUGAAUGAUCCAGGCUGGCUGGCAUUACCAUGAAUGAUCCAGGCUGGCUGGCAUUACCAUGAAUGAUCCAGACUGACUGGCAUUAAAAUGAAUGAUCCAGACUGACUGGCAUUAACACGCAUUAUCCCUGGCCGGCUGGCAUUAACACGCAUUAUCCCUGGCCGGCUGGCAUUAACACGCAUUAUCCCUGGCCGGCUGGCAUUAACACGCAUUAUCCCUGGCCGGCUGGCAUUAACAUGCAUUAUCCUCCAAUAUGGUUACCAGGCUUCUUGUUCACUCUGUACUUGGUCACAUUGAUAGUCCUGGCCUUUUAAUGCAUAGGGUGUUAGUAGAUCUCCCCUUAACUCCUGAGCACCGGUUAAAAAGCUAAAGGGAGAAAAGUUAUUGUCUAUAGAAUCAGCAGCACUAAUAAGCAAAAGUAGGACAGAUAAAGUAGAGAAAGCCUCUCUCGCUGUUAAACUUACUAAAUAGGCAUAGAAGAAGGAAAAAGUUAAAUCAUAACAGUGAAGUGCCUAUUAAAAUUGACCCAUAGGAAAGAACCUGACGCGAGUUUCGGUGCUGUAUAUAUGCACCUUCGUCAUAAGGUGCAUAUAUACAGCACCGAAACGCCGGCCUCAAAUAAACUGUCUCCUUACUUUUUUAGCUGGCUCCUUGAUUCCAAACAAACUUGUCAAGCCCUGCUUUAAAUCACAAUAGCUUUAUACUAGAAACAUAGAUAUAAAUUCUGGUAGGAAUAUAAAUUAAUUCCUCUCUAUAGUAAGUCACAAUAGAUAUGUAUACAAAGUAUCACUUGAAUAAGCAAGUCAAUUGUGGAGUAUCCAAUUGUUCUAUAACUGGAACUUGGAUCAGGAUCACACAUGAAAGAAUAGGGGGAAGGAGAUAAAACAGAGGACUAAAUAGUCUUCUCAGUGCCUCUGAGAGCACCCCACUGUACUCCACACGCCCUUAUAGUGCUAAUGCUAAGAAAGAUAAAUCCUAAAAGCUAGACAACUCAAAAGUUGAAAUCAAAAGUAUGCAAAUAAAAAAACGUACUAUCCUAUUAUUGUGUGAGACAAAUCAAAAAUCUAUGUAUGCAGAGUCCUAAAAUGGAGCCAAAUCAAAUCAUCCCUCGUAUUUUAUAGAUCACAUGCAAUCAACUGACGUCCCAACGUGCGUUUUGCCACAACCGGGCUCUUUAAAUUAAGAAUGGUACAAUCUAUGUACUGUUCGUCUAAGUGGAGUUCUCCUACACUUUCAUUCAUUGGUAUAGAUAUUGACAUGUGGGGAGCUGCCAAUUUUUUAAAGCACAUUAAAUUGAAACCUAUACUAUCCUAGAUGAAAUUUAAUAAUCUGUCUUGAAUAUAAGCCAAACUUGUGUGUACCAUAAAGACAAUGGAGAAUACCAUGAAAAAGGUUAGCACAAUUUAUAGGUAGUUAUCUUUAUUUUAUUUAGUGGUGUAAUAUCCAGAGAAGGGACAACUCCCCUUUCCUGAACUGAAUUUGCAGGUUGGGUAAAUAUUCAUGUAUGCAUGUAUAAGUAACCAUGUUGGACAUGAUAAAACUAAGAUCUGAUUUUUGCAUUUCAGGUUCGCGCAUUCAGUACCAGCGCAGUCAGGCCGGCUUUAGUCAGGGUACGUAAUCUGAUUCUUUAUUUCUCAUGUAUGUACAAGCUUUUUAAGUCUGUUUGUUAAUUUGUGUGUAGUGUGUGCUCUGUUUUUCUGCCCCCCUUUUGCAUAGUUUUAUGAAACAAGAGGGGCUACGGUGUCUGGUGGUCCGGGGGGGGGAGUGGGGGGGGGGGCAAUGGGUGCAGACAACUUUAACCUUGCCCUUGCAGUCUCUGCACUCAUUGAGUCAGAGCCCAGCUGUGGGUGUUACCAGCCUGCUGUCAGUCAGUGAGUACUGAACUGCGAUGGAGCAAUAACUGUGGUCUACAACUGCUGGCAAUGCAGACCAUACACACCUAACCCUGGAUCUAAUCUUCCACGUCCUUGUAGCUGCCCUCCCACUUGCACACGACAUGGCUAAACACAGAUGAAGAAACUGGGGCCUGCCAAAAAUAUUAGUCCUAGGCAUCAGGCAUAGACAUUCCACAUUCCUGCUGUAAUUUAUAGAUGUGUUGAGAUUUAUAUUGUGAGAUUUUAGCCACGUCAUUUGUUUUGCAUGACCUUCACUCAAUGAAGUCGUUAUGGGGUAGUGUGCCUUCUUACUGUACGAGGUGAAACAGAUUUUGAACAUUUUAAACCCAAACAUAUCCCCUCAGGAGCCUGUCAGCUCUGCCUUCUGUCACAUUGAUCAGGGCAGUUUCGCCUUGAGUGCUGGUGAUAAUGCUGAGAGCAAUUGUCACUGGCCGCACAUUGUCAAUAACAAUACGUACUAUUAUUAGCGAUGGGAAGCAAGUGAUAGCAUGGGAGUGUCAGCUGUUUACUCCCGUGAGGUAAGAUGGCUCCCAGUGACUCUAGUCCCCAUAAUAAACUCAUUAAAGGGAUUCUCCAGUGCUAGGAAAACAAACCCGUUUCCCUGACACUAGAGAAUCCUGGAGUGCCCCCCUCACUCCCGCCCAUCUUUCCAUGUCCCUGAAGGGAUUAAAAUCCCUUCAGCUACUUACCUGAAUCCAGCGCCGAUGUCCCUCGGAGCUUGGUCGGGCUCUGCCCACGCUCCUCCCCCACUGACUACAGGGGAGAAUCUGAUGCUGGAGGUCCCGUGAGAACGUCCAGCGUCAAAUAACGGACCAAAAGUCCGAUACGAAUCCGGAAGUGCCCCCAGUUGCUGUCUGUUAGACAGCCACAGAGGGCAGACUUAGAGCUUCAAUGUAAACAUUGCAGCACUAAGUGCAAUAGAGACACAGAACCCAGGACACUUUAAUUAACUGAAGUGGUCUGAGUGCCUACAGUGUCCACUUAAAUGAAGUUGUUAUGGGUCAGUCUGGAGUAUUCCUUUAAAGGUCAUUGCAAACUUAUAGAAAUAAGCUGAAGAAUACAGUCGAAAAGUCAAUGCUUUAAUGUUGGUUUAUGUUAUAAAGAUUGUCUUGAAUCAUUUUAAUCUUGAGCAUAGCACUUCUGCCUUUCAUAAAUGCGCCCUAAGCAAAUUAUGCAAGUUAUAUUUGAAUCCUUUAAAUAAUAAUUAGAAUGGGAAUUCCAAACUGUUUUAGGAAGGCAUUUUAGGUGUUAUUUUUAACAGAUUUAAUUUUAUUUGUUUCUUCCCAGCCUCCAAUUCAAAUCUUUGGUCUGGAGGGUCGCUAUGCCACUGCCCUGUAUUCUGCUGCUUCAAAGGAAAAGAAACUGGACCAGGUGGAGAAAGAGCUGACCAGGAUAUCGGUGAGGACCUUCAUGAUGUGCCAAACACUCCUCAUAUGUGAAUAAAAAAUAGGGGGUCUCACACAGGGUGUGAUUUUAAAAUAAAUACAAUUUGCAAAAAUAGUAAGUGGGUAUGGGGACAGAUACAAACUGCAUUUCCACCCCUGGCUGUGUAGAGUGGUCAAUGUUGGUCUCUGUAAAAGCUUUAAAUAUGUUCUUGCAAGUAGUAACACUGUAUCAGAGCUAAAUACAUUUUACCAUCGGUAUUGUUCUUCAAGCCUGUCCUUGGGAUUAUUAUGAAAUUUGGACCUGUUAAUGGCUCUCAUUUUAGCAUAGCGAAUUAAUUGGGUGCUCAUACUAUUUUGAGAACCCUGUGCAUGGAAGCAGGACUAGAUUGUAGUAAGAUAUAAGCUGCUCACCCACUAGACAGUUUAGUUCUGUUUCAAGUGGCAACCUUUCUUUUUAGUUUUAAAUUUCACAAGGGUACUUAAAAUCACCUGUCCCAGCAAACAAAUAUGGAGAUUCAGUUCCACCAUAGGGCCCUAUUGUAUAAAGCCCACCACUAUGUCACAGCACCCCCGACAUACACUAAUUUUAACAUGGGAGAUUAACAUGCUAACUGCAACACUCUGGAUUCCAAAUAUACGUAGAACAUUUAGCAUUUUUCAGUAGUGGAGUUGAGGAGUCUCUGGGGGCAGUUUGGGCAGUGAGUGGUGGAGUUGACAUGUUGAAAUUAGUGUGGGACCAACCAAUGUUUGGGUGCUGUUGUAACAGCUUCACCUUUCCUGCCCCACACAAUAUCUUGGAUAGAAAUUAUUACUAACAAACUUGUGCCAGUGCAUUAAAUUCCAAUGUCUUGUGUUUAGGAAAUCGACCUAUUCUGUUAUAAAACAAGAAUAAGCAACGACAUUAUAAUAUUUUCAGAAAAGGGCAGUAAGAAAACGCACACAAAGAUCUCCCUCUCUCCCUUCUCCCCUCUCCCUCCUUAAAAAGCAGAGAAUUAUAAAAGUAUAAAUUCUUGUCAGAAGAGUAAAUACAAAUAUAACAUACCAAUUGUAGAUUUAGGAUCUAUCCAUAGAGUUCAGAAUAUCUGAUCCAAAUUAUUUAAACAUAGGAUUCCUUAUAUAAACUAGUAAUUUAUGAAUGCUAAUACAUUUCAAUACGCAAGCAACUUAUGCUAACUUAGGCCAACUCUAAUGUGGCAUUUUACGUAAUCGAGUAAUGAACAAGGUCAUUGAACUAAAGUAGCAUUUAAAGUUGACCUUUUAUAUGAAAGUAUGAGUUCAAAAUCCUAAACGAAUUAAAAUAACAAAACUUGGUUUGUCCACUAAGAAAAUAUUUUGGCUUCUUACAAGGCAAUUCUGAUUCUCGGGCACUUAGAGCAGAUUCUCUGAGCUGACUGACCUUGUAUUCAGUAAACUAACUGCAAAUGUUUAUAUACAUCAAUAGAACAAGUAUGUGAACGUGUUUUAGCUUACAAAGAAAGGAAUACAAUUCUCGCUCAAAGUAGCCAUUUUAUAUCCAAAUAAUAUACAUUAUAUAUUUUGGUGUGUAUGUGCUGUGUGCUUUAAGCUAUAGCCAUUACCAUGCUGUAGUGUUUAUGGUGCUUAGUGCCCCUUUAAGAUACCUUCUCUCCCCUUUUGUGGCAUAAAAAAAAGUCACAAAAACCACCACUGCUUGGGUUUUCCUUUUGCAGAAAUAGACAUUAGAAAGUUUGAUCUUGAUGGAUUUGAGUCUUUCCUUUUUCGUCAUCCUAUAUUACAAUGUAAAUCACUUCGUAAUUUAAACAGGAAAGGCGUUUCAGUGAAUGCUAACUCGGACCUUCAUUUAAGUUUUCCAAAUGAUUCAAUACUGUUCGAAAAACUGAAGAAGUCACCAUUAAAGUUUAUGGCAUCAUUUGCUGAUGCAUCAUUUGUAACGCUUUUCUAACCGUAUUGAAUAAUUUGAAAAGUGAAUUAAUUAGCUGAGAUAAUUAUGUAAAUGAAUAGUCCACUUUGUUUUUCAUGCAGUUUCAUAAUCCACUGACUGUAUAACAUAUUUAUGUUUUAGGCAGUUAUUAAAGAGCCUAAGAUUUCUGGCAUCAUCAUAAAUCCCCACAUCAAGCGUGUCUUGAAACAGAAGGCACUCAGUGAAAUUUUGGCAAAGGAGAAGCUAUCUCCAAUCACGUCAAACUUUAUCAGUAAGUAUAUUGAAAUUCUUUGAAGUAUCUCUUAGUACAAUGAUUACAUUGUAGCACUGCAAGAUUAUAUUUCCAAUAGUGCUGACAGUCAUCACGGCUUUAUAUAAUCUGUAAAUGUAGUAUGUUUGUACCGGUUUAUACUAGUUUCUUUGCAUGAAUAAUUAUACAUAUUUACAACACACUCACCACGUCCCCUGGUUUUGUAGAUUUGCUUGCUGAGAAUGGUCGCUUGCGUAAAACCUCAGACAUAUUUUCUGCAUUCGCAAAGAUGAUGAGUGCACAUCGAGGGGAGGUGCUAUGCUCGGUCACAACUUCAUCGGUAAGUCAGAAAUGUUUCCCAUUUCCUGACCUAAGCCAUAAAUUUCCACAUUCACAGAAACUUGCAUUGUCUUUUUAAUCUGACCAAAGAGUCUCUCGCCGUUGGCAACAUAACCACUACGGUGUGCUGCAGUGAUUAUUGUACUUGUAGUGUUCCUUUACUUCAGAUUGGAGGGAAAAAAGUAAAUAUAGAUACCCAAAAUGAUAAUGCCUUCUAUUAGUACUAAGAGGAGCCAAGUAGCAUCAAGUUAACCUCUUUAGGACGGAGACAAAACAAAAUCUAGAAUUUGAGCUAUAUGUCUGUUCAACCAUAAUUGAGCUCUUUCAUAUUAAUUGUACCCACACGUAUUAUAUAGUAGAAAUAGGGUUUUCAUUUCACAUCAAAUAUUUAUGUAUAGAACACAAUUUAAUAUGAAUAAAAUCUAAAAGUGUGAGAAAUUAAGAAAUGUUAUUUUCCAACUUAUGCGUGGCAUUGUAACUGUGAAUGUCAUAAUACUGUUGGUUUUUACUGCAGUACAACACAUACAUUUGUAUGCUGUGAUGUCCCACGAGUACAACGAUGUCCCCCAUGUACAGGUUUUAUGUUGGAAAGUUACAAGGUCAAAUAUAUGGAUUGCUCAUUUCAGUUUUUACACAUUGAAAUUUGCCGGAUUGGUUUGCUGGGCCUAUGCUGCCUUUUAGACCGUAUGGCAGCCCAGGAAUGAGAAUUACCUCUGUCAUGGCAUACCAUUUCCAAACGUAGACAAGCCAUGGUAUUCAAAAUGGGUUAUGGUCAGUACAACAGUACCCCUAUGUUUAGGUUUUAUUGAAAUUUACCGGGUCAAAUAUAGGGCUUGCAAAUUAAAUUCUCUGGUAUUUCUGCCUAGAAUUUCUUACCCCUCUGGGUGUGUGUUUUUUGUUUUUGUGUAUUCCUUAUUCUCGGGUACUCGACCAGAGAUCUGAGGGUCCUGUGCAGUAUCUUAGCUGUUCCUAGAAUUUCACUCAUCUGGACAGCGAUUCUAGAUGUCUGCUAAAGCCACUCCCCAAACUUGGGGGUCACAGCCCCGAGUGCUCCUAUCGCAACUGGGACUACUACUGCCUUUACUUUCCACAUCCUUUCUAGCUCCUCUUUCAGUCUUUAGUAUUGAUUCGCCAUUUCAUGUUCCUUCUUCCUGAUGUUAUGGUCACUGGUGUUCCUGAUGUUAUGAUAGUGCAACAUUCGCCUACACCGCAAUUUUUCAUUCCUUGUAUACCAAUACAAUGUCGGUUUUGUUGGCAAAUAGUUUUGUCUGGACCUGAAAGUCCCACAGGAUCUUAGCCCUGUCAUUUCUCACCUACCCUCUGUGGUAUCUCCCAUCUGGACAUGAGUAGGUCCAGCAGAUAUAUUGGUACACAAUCCCAACAACUUGGUUGUGCCUCUCGGUGUAUCCUGUCCCUGUUAACAUCUUGCACCUGGCUAUGUGCUAGAUUGUCUCAGAGGCCUAUUUGCACAUUCUGCACCUUGGGUCCUAUCUGGUGUGGUAGACCCCCUGCUUCUACUGAUCUGGUGCAGAAUGCCUGUUUCUGAGCUGCUAUGAUUAGUGCUUCAGUGCUGUCUUUUUAGUCAUAUUUUCCAAGCACUGUUAGGAUUUCGUAAUGUGAACCACAUCCAAAAUCUGCUGGUGGCACACCCCUUGGAGAGGUUUGUCUUGCCAUGGCAUAACACCUCAUUUUCUGCAUCCUCUAUCUGCUGUUGUCUCAGGCAUUCCCUUAGUAGUUCAUCUUUGGCUGCCAAAGAUAUAUAUGUGUCCCUACAGUGAAUCUGUCAGUCAUGCCAUUCCCAGUCAUGUGAUAGCAGUGUCCUCACAAUUACAUGACUUGGAUCAGCAUGAUAGACUGGCUUCAGGCAGAUCCCCCUUGAUUUGAUCUGGUAAGGAGGGGUGAGUAUUUGUGCUGGAGAGAGGGCCAGAUUGUUAUGGCAUGCUGUGCCACCUGAACGGCGGUCAAGUUCUAUUUUUUUAGAAAGGCAUGGCAUGCCCUAACCUCAAGAAGGGGUUAAUUGUCUCUGUUCCUGUUUAUGCAGCCCUAGCAUUACUUUUCCUGGCUGUUACACAGCCUAAGUGGAAAAAAUGGGUUAAUUUUCAGUUGGUUGUGAAGGCAUAGUGUGUUUACAUUAGAUGUUGUUAUCGCCUGCUCUAUUAAUUGAACUUGAAUGACACACAGGAAACUCCUGUAGGCUCUUGCAGUCCAUUAACAGAGCAGGGGAUAAGCAAUUCUAAAUUAAAGACUGUACAGUGAAGGAAGUUUAGACAUGAAAUCUGUUUACAGGAAAUGUGACUGUAGGUCAUAUGCAGGGAGGUGUAAGAGGCCUGCAUACAUAAAGUGAUUUAACUCCUAAAUGACAUAAUUGAGCAGUGAAACUGCAUGGCAUGAUCUUUACACAGAACCACUAAGCUAAAGUGUUGGUGCCUAUAGUGUCCCUUAAACCAGUUGCUUUGUCUUUUUUUUUUUUUUUUUUUUAGCAAGUAAGCAUCAACUUUUGGGCUUACGCAGAAGCCAAUUUGAAUAUAAUUUUUGGUAUUGUCAUGCAGUUCAAACAAUACAAUACAUGCCCAUUCUUGAUGAAACCAUUAGGGCCUGCCGUCCAUUAAGGGUUUUUAUAUAUGUAAUAUAAUUCCCCAUUGUUUCGGCUCGACAGGAGUAAUCAAAUGUGCAUUAGUAAUGUCGCUUGCGCAGAAGCAAACUUUGGUAUUACAUUUAAGUGUAUAAUAUGUUGUAUUUGAACCUUGUGGUAUUUGUCUUGACAUCUUUAACGUCAGUUUCCCAUCGAUAGUUUUAUUUUUUUUAGGCUUUUAGGUAUAUCAAUAGGAGUCCUAGUCCAAGAUCUGUAUUAUAUUUCAAGGUCUCCCAUUUCCUUCGUUACGUUGACCAUGCCUGAAGAGGUUUAUAUACGAAAUAUAUAUUAAAUCAGGAAAGGAAUCUUUCCGUUAGGAGUCGGGAAGUGAGAGAAAGGAGAGAGAGAGAGACUGAGUAGAUAGUACGAAAGAAAAGAAAAUAAGAGAAAGGGUGCAGCAGCCGGGAAGCGGCGAGAGAGAGAGGCUAGGGGGCGAGAGCUGGAGGGACAAAGGGCACUUCCAGGACCCCUUAUGCCAUGCGUGAUGACUUUAUCCCCUGGUAGGAGGGGACCCCCGUUACUAUGUCACCUUUACUUCUUCAUUUCAGUCUUAUCUGUCUUCCCUGGAUCCCACUACACUAUUAUCCCAUGGCUCCCAAAGUCUUAGAAAUGUUUCUGUCGAUCCCUUCACUCUUGCUGUCAGGUCGUCCAUUAUCCUACAUUCGCGGAUCCUGGAUAUCACUCCCGGAAACUCUGGUCCGUCUGGUGAUAGCCACCCAGUUGCUAUUGUUCGUCGCGCGCUUAGUUAUUUUAUGGAUUAGUUUCUGCUUCCUCCUGGUCCAUCCAUCUAUAGACCUAUUUAGUAGGUAUACCUACGGAUCCCUGGCUAGUGGCCUGUUAAAUAUUUGUUUCAGUAGAUCUUCAACUGCUUUUCAAAAUCUAACAAUUUUCGGGGCUUUGUCUGUUUUUUUAAAGUUGUUUAGUGGAUAAAACUAAUGUUAUAAUUAAGAUGGGAAAAUUAGUGUUUGUCUCUUUAUAUUUUAGCCGUUGGAUGAGGCAAACCUGACCGAAUUGAAAACUGCUCUCAAUGGCUUCCUAGCCAAAGGAGAGAUCUUGAAGCUGGAGACCAAGGUAUGAAACAUUCAGAGUUUAAUUAGAAUUGCUUUAAAAAAAAGCAUGAAACUUGUAAAUAAAUGUAUUCUUUUCUCCAGACUGACUCUUCUAUCCUCGGAGGAAUGAUUGUCAGCAUCGGUGACAAGUACGUUGACAUGUCCACAAAAGCAAAAAUCCAGAAGUUGAGCAAGAUCAUGAAGGAUACUGUUUAAAUCUAGCUGUAACUGCUCUUAUUUUAUCCCCCUGUAAUUCCUGCUGGGGCUCCUACAGUAAAUAAAUAAAUAAAUAUUGUCCUGAAGUGUCUAUUGCUGUGAUAUUUGUUUAAAUAAAACGAGGACAAUGUCCAUUUGAGGUUACUAAUACUAUUCAUCUUUAAUGAUGUGCGACCACAUAACCAGC